Branchiostoma belcheri (Belcher's lancelet) is the source of this 1394-nucleotide messenger RNA. RefSeq names its product collagen alpha-2(VI) chain-like. NCBI's taxonomy places the organism in Eukaryota, Metazoa, Chordata, Leptocardii, Amphioxiformes, Branchiostomatidae. The record is from RefSeq and is a predicted model, not a curated record. Bases 1 to 1176 code for a protein of 391 amino acids. The transcript is spliced from 3 exons.
AUGAAGAGGUUCUCAGUUAUACACUCGCUCAGGUGGCGCGACAACGUCUUCGGCCUGAAGAGUAUGUGCCUUAAGCCCCUGAUGACCGCUCAUCUGUGCUGCCUGCUCCUCCUGACUGCCGCCCGCCUGGCCCAUGGAGCUGACCCUGGCGCGGCGGCCCCCUGGCCAGACGCGGUGGCCCCGUGGCAACGAGACUUGGCAGCCCCACGGGAACUAGAAACGCUGGCUACCUGGGAACGUGCUGUGUUGGAAGACGUGAGCCUCCUGCUGGAGGCCAUGGCUUUGUAUGACGCCGAGAUUAAAGAUGCCCUGUAUCAGUACGGGAGGCCGCCUGUGUCACAGUCCUCCACAGACACCGACGCCGAGCUUGAACCUCUCCCGGCCGACAGUUUCCUACUCCAGGGUGCCGACAAACGGCAGAGUCCGGGCAAGCGGCAGAGUCCGGGAAAACGGCAGAGUCCGGGAAAACGGCAGAGUCCGGGCAAAAGAGGUGACGGUGGACCAGACCUGCCGAUGGGGCUGCGCUUCAACCCACUGUUCUUCACGCCUUACAGCGAGUCCACUACUGACAAGCGACAGAGUCCAGGCAAGCGACAGAGUCCAGGCAAGCGGCAGAGUCCAGGCAAACGCCAGAGUCCGGGCAAGCGCACCUUUUCCUUCCCCGGGACACCUCCACUGGACAGUCACGACGCUGCCGACACGCGCGCAGCCAUUCUAUCCCUCUUAGGCCUAGCCGAGCAGAAAAGGCAGAGCCCGGGGAAGCGGCAGAGCCCGGGAAAGCGACAGAGCCCGGGGAAGCGGGCAGACUCACUUCGACCCAGCUCCGAGGGACCCUGGCUCCUUUCCCCUGACGGACUGCAGCCGGAAGAGAAGCUCGACGUGCUGCUGCCCUUCAUCACUUCCUUGUCACCAGCAGCUGGUGUAGAGGACGGCUCCAUGACAGUGGUCGGGACCGAAGACGACAAGAGACAGAGCCCUGGGAAACGCCAGAGUCCCGGGAAACGACAGAGCCCGGGGAAACGACAGAGCCCCGGAAAGCGGCAGAGUCCCGGGAAGAGAGGCGGGGAGCUGGGCACAUACACCGCGGCGGAACAGGAGGGACCCGCGCCCGUCGACGGUCAGAAGGACUGGCCGGAGGAACAUGUGAUCUAUGCCAGCCUUCCCGGCGGUUUCUGAGACUAUUCAGAUCGUCUCUCUGACAAUGUCUAACAGCCGUUGGGGCACUGAGAGAAAACUGUAUUCUAGAACUAAGGAAACAGGUUUGCACGGAGAAAUUCCGAGAUGCGAAUCACAAAGAUGUAAGUUACAGGUACAUGUUAACACAGUCAACAUGGAAUAGUGAUUAGCAAAGACAGCAGAACUACUGUACAGUAUUCAGGAGCUGCGAAUAAAGU